CAAAUUCCUAGCAUGAUGACUCAAAACAUUCAAGAAAAAAAGUAUAAUAUGUUAAAGUUUAAAAAAGAAUAUACUAAAGUUUUGGAGCAUUUGGUUAAAAGAAAUAAAUUACUUGCAAUAAACUUACUUGGAGCAAAUUUUACUAUGAUUAUUGAAGCAGUGCUAUUGUGGUGUGUUGAAAAAAGAUUAAUAGGAAAAGUUGGCUUUAUCACAACAUCAGGCUUUAUAGGUUUAAGUGGAAUUAUAGC
Messenger RNA from Dentiscutata heterogama, 248 nucleotides. The record is from the annotation of a GenBank genome assembly. Lineage: Eukaryota; Fungi; Glomeromycota; Glomeromycetes; Diversisporales; Gigasporaceae.